AUGAUUGACCGUGGGUGUGCCAUAGUCUACGCCAAGCCUGGCGACCAGCGGUGGGCUGUGAUUGAGCAUGACGAGAUCGGGAGACCCAAUCGCUACGCAUCAUAUCGGCUAUCGUCGGCAUCAACCCUGCAGGGGCGCUUCUACUUUGCGACUCUUGAGGGGAAUAUAAUGCAUGUGAGGCUCUGCCCUGAGCCUCAGUUGGUGCCCAUAGUCGUGAACCAGCCCAAAACCAGGGGAGAAGGGUCCUCCUACCUUGUCCCUCCCGACGACCACUGCUGCGGCGGCAUGCUCAUGGUGCGCUACUACCUCGACCUUGAUCACCUCAGCGCUGACGAGCGGAGAAUAAUGACGCGCAGGAGGAAGCGCAUGGAUGUGAUCAGGGUGGAGAACAGGCUGAAGGAGUGCUGGUGGAACCUGAUCCAGGUGUUCGAGGUGAAUGUGUCCGGAAAGAGGCUCGUCCCGGUGGAGGACAUUGGCCGCCACUGCGCGGUGUUUGUCGGGGAGACGGCAUGCUUCUCCCUCUCUGCCAGGACGUUUCUGUGCGUGGCUGGGAACGCGGUGCACCUGGGGGCGACCGGUGCCCGCUACCCUCCCGUCGGUGUGCGGUAUCUGGCGGACAAGAGUGCGGAUCCACCGUUUGAGUUCACCACUGACGGGCCAGCUUCUCCCGAUGAAUCAAUGAAAUGGUACCACCGACAUAACAGACCAGAGCUGAAUCUUUUUCUUGACACUGGACCAGAGCUGAAUCUGGUGCCUCUUGCUCGCCCCUGUACACUGCAAGAGUACCUCAUCUGUUGCGCAGGCCUCCCUGGCGGCCUAAAGGACUAA
Triticum turgidum subsp. durum (durum wheat) is the source of this 828-nucleotide messenger RNA. Lineage: Eukaryota; Viridiplantae; Streptophyta; Magnoliopsida; Poales; Poaceae. The record is from the annotation of a GenBank genome assembly.